AUGGUUGACGAAGGGGAAAUACUGUACUACCAAGCAAAGGCACGAGUAGUUCGAGCAUUGGCCCGAGUCACUUAUUUCGUCAAAACAGUAAAUGACUACCUUGCUGACAAAAAUAGUACCAGCAAAAGAGCAAAGGUGGAAUCCAUGUUCGUGGAGCUAAAGGGCAUACGUAUAGAGGUCAAUAAUGAUAUUGACAUCAUGGAGCACGCAGUAAGUUCAAAAACAGCACCUGAGGGUGUCACAGACAAUACCUGCUCAAUGUCGUUUGUUGAUUCCUUUGAUACAAUGUACUAUGACCUUAUGGCAAUGGCGAAGCUUCAUAAGAUACCACUAUCUUCGCAAUCUGAUACUUCACAGGUACAUAAUACAACUCAGUUUGGUGGGACUCAACAUUUAUCAAUCUACCAAUUACCAAAACGGUCAUUUCCGACUUUUUCCGGUGAUAUAACCGAAUUUCAAGGGUUUGAAGAUCUUUUCUUGUCAAUACUUUCACAUACCCCGGACAUGUCUGACGUUGAAAAAUUUGAAUGCCUACGGACAUCAUUGGUGGGAGAAGCACUCUCUCUGAUAGUGCAUCUCACGUUAACACCAGCAAACUAUAAAAGUGCUUGGGAAAUUCUGCGGAGUCGGUAUGGAAAUAAGCGUGACUUAGCUCGGAUCCAUCUAGAUGCUUUGCUAACACCACAUACCGUUACAUUUAACAAUGCCGAUUCAAUUAAACGCGUAAUAAACACGAUUCUGGAACACACCGCUGCAUUAGACAAUCUGACCUUUGCUACUCGUCAGUGGGGUCCUAUACUCAUUCACAUAUUUGAAAAAUAUCUGGAUUAUGAACUGAGGUCUCGCUGGGAACUGAAAGUCGGUGACAACUUUUCUCCACAAAUUAACGAAUUCGUUGAUUUCUUACGUAGUCAUAUCCGUUCGGAAGAAGUACACUCGUACAGUCACACACAGGCGGGAAAUGCAACCAAACCUAAAGGGACAUCUCAAAAAUCGACCUCAAAUUCAAAACCUGGACCGUCUCCUAAAGUGUUAACCACAAGCACUCCUAAGACGUUUACCAAAAGCUGUGCCAUGUGCAAAGAUACUCAUUCCAUACGUCAAUGUCCAAGCUUUCUCAGUGAAACUCCAACCGAACGUUUCCAACUAGCGAAAAGGCUUAAUCUCUGCAUCAAUUGUUUGGGGUCCGGUCAUUCAUAUACAACGUGUCCUUCAAAAAACACUUGCAAAUCCUGCCAAAAGCAGCACCAUUCGCUGCUUCAUUUUACAGCAGCUGCUACGUCAACUGCAACCACUGUGUCCCCCAUCACAAUGCUAGUAGCUGACGCAGUGCCUCGAUCUGUCCUAUUGUCAACGUUACUGGUUAACAUCCAAUCAACCCAUCAAGAGACCCACACUUUCCGAGCACUUUUGGACACUGGAUCCCAAGUUAGCUUCAUUACGAAAAACUGUGCUGAUCGUCUUUCACUGGCACGACGUCGCUGUUCAGCUCAGGUGAAUGCCUUCUCAGGCACGUCUGUUAAUGUGGUAUCGGGUAUAACUUCUAUCAGGCUGUCACCAUUGGGAAAGUCUGAGCCACUUGUUCCUCUCGACGUUUUCAUUGUAUCCAAAAUUACAGACGCCACACCUCAAUCAAAUAUUAAAUCUUCUUUGUGGUCUCAUUUGACGAAUUUAGAUUUAGCUGACCCAACAUUCAAUAUUCCUGGUCCAAUCGACAUUUUACUGGGGGCUGAUGUUGCACCUACAUUACUCACGGGAAAUCGCAUCGCAGGUCAACCUUUAGAACCAACUGCCUUUGGUACUAUCUUUGGAUGGGUAUUGAUGGGACCAGUCUCACCAAAACAGACAAAUUUGGUGACUUCUUUGUUAGUGACUUCUAAUCUAUCGUUAGAACACUCCCUGACCAAAUUCUGGGAAAUGGAAGAACCACCUAAUGUUCAACAUCUAAGUCCCGAUGAAAUUCAAGCUGAAGCAAUAUUCACUUCUUCAAUCAAACGCCUGGAAUCCGGACGGUUCAGUGUUGCAUUACCCUUCAAACAUUCACACCCCAUCCUAGGAGAUUCCAAAAGUGGAGCCCUGAAACGGUUCCAUAGCCUCGAACAUCGAUUAUCACGUGACGAAAAUCUUAACAAAAACUAUUCAGACUUUAUGAGGGAUUAUCUUGAAAAUAAACACAUGGAAGCGGUUCCGAAAAAUAAUCAGAAUACUCCUUAUUGUUAUUAUAUACCUCAUCAUUGCAUUCUACGCCCGGAAAGUCAGACUACUAAGCUCCGCGUGGUUUUCGAUGCAUGUGGAUCGACCAAUCUUAUACCUCCACCUCAGUCAUUGAUGCGUGGACAUUCUGGGGCAUCAGUGGAUAUCGUGACAACUGCAUAUACUUUCCGAUCCGAGCACAGAGAGACCCCCGCUUAUACGUAA
Molecule: messenger RNA, 2418 nt
Organism: Macrosiphum euphorbiae (potato aphid)
Lineage: Eukaryota; Metazoa; Arthropoda; Insecta; Hemiptera; Aphididae
Source: the annotation of a GenBank genome assembly